AUGGCGCUUGCGCACUUGAAUAUAGAAAUUAUUUUACUACACACAAGCAAGCUGUAAGAAUUUAUACUUGAUUUGCUUUAAGUGAUGGCUGUGAAUUAAUUAUAAUUGGUUGAUUGCUGUAGGGUACUUGUUUAGGCUGUUGUGUUUUUGGACAUAACGAUGGCUGAUCCUCUGAGUUUCCUUCGGAAGUAUAACAUUAACAAGAAAACUAUCACUGAAAGAAAAGAUCAAAUUAUAUUUGGUGAAUACUCGUGGCCCAAGACUGUGAAAACAAAUUAUCUUGUAUGGGGGUCUGGGAAAGAUGGAACUCCCAAAGAAUAUUAUACCUUAGAAUGUCUCUUAUUCCUAUUAAAAAAUGUUCAUCUAUCUCAUCCAGUGUAUGUCAGACAAGCUGCUGCUGAAAACAUUCCUGUUGUGAGACGUCCAGAUCGUAAAGAAUUAUUGGCAUAUUUAAAUGGAGAAACUAACACAUCUGCUAGUAUUGACAAAAGUGCUCCAAUUGAAAUUCCAACUACUGUUAAGCAUGUGUAUGAAGAACAGAAUCAACAGGAGGUUGUUAAGAAGCCUAGGUUGGAGGAAGGGGAAGUUCAGAGAGCCAAAGAUCAGUUAGCUGCCAGACUUGCUUCACCUAAAGAGGCAUCUGUGACAACUGAACACAUUAGAUCCUUGUCAGAUGCUAUGUCAGUUGAAAUGAUUGCUGCUAUAAAAGCUAAACGUUUAGCAAAAAAGAGAUCAACUAUAAAUAUUGAUGAUGAUGUACCUCCCACCUAUACAGAAAUACAAAGAAUUUUAGAAUAUGAUGUAGAUGUAACUCGGGAUAUCAUUAGUCGAGAAAGACAGUGGAGAACUAGGACUACAAUUCUUCAAAGUACUGGAAAAAAUUUUGCCAAAAGCCUUUUUCCUGUGCUACAGAGUAUUAAAGCCAGAGAAGAAGGUGGCAAUAAAAUGAAGCCUGAACCCGUUCAGACACCUAAGGCUACUCCUGUUCGUCCAGCUACUCAGCCUGUUGUAUAUAACAGAUACGAUCAAGAAAGAUUUAGAUCGAAAGAAGAAACUGAGGGUUUCAAGAUUGACACUAUGGGCACUUAUCACGGUAUGACUUUAAAAUCUGUAACAGAAGGAAGUCAGCCAAAACGUCCCGUUACUCCUCUUCCUCAACCUGAAAGACCAGUCCCGGUUGUUAAUCCUGUCAGACAGACAACCAAAAGAGUUUCAAAAACCCCUAUUAUUAUUAUUCCUGCUGCUACAACCUCGCUCAUCACAAUGUAUAAUGCUAAGGAUUUGUUACAAGAUCUGAGAUACGUGGAUACUAAUGAGAAAAAAGGCCAGGGUUGUAAAAGAGAAAAUGAAGUAUUGAUUCAGAGAAGAAAAGAAGGUGGAACUUCAGUUCCAUAUCGAGUGAUAGACAAUGCUCAGAAAUUGCAAGAUGAUGAAUGGGAUCGAGUUGUUGCUGUGUUUGUGCAAGGACCUACAUGGCAAUUUAAAGGAUGGCCAUGGAAUGGAAAUCCUGUUGAAAUUUUUGCAAAAAUAAAAGCAUUUCAUUUAAAAUGGAUUGAAAUGAAGCUUGAUUCAAAUGUCGGUAAAUGGGCUGUGCAUGUGAUUGAAUUGAAUAGAAACAAGCGUCAUUUAGAUCGAGCUAAUUUGCUAAAAUUUUGGGAAAUUCUUGAUAACUAUAUGCAUAAACACAAGCCAAAUCUUCGUUUUUAGAAGAACUGUGUCCCUAUUUAGUAUGGGUGAUUGUGUACAAAAUUUCCGUAGAGUUCUCAACUAUAUACCUGUGAAAAAUGUAUUUUUCUUAACCAAAAUAGAAGCACCUGUGGAGAGGAAUGUUUUUAAUUUUGUUUUACGAAGAGAUGAUGUAGAAAUAAUUUUGAAAUGUUUCUUUAAUUAUGUGCUGAAAUGGUUGUUGCAUUGUAAAGAAACCUUCAUUUAUUUGCAAGAUCAUUUAUUUAUUUCUCUGGCAACAAUAUUCUUUUGAUUGAAUUACAUUUCUCGCAAUUUGUGACAAUGUAUCUCAGUCACCCAUGUAUUAGACUUCCUCUCAACUUAGACGUUCCAUUAGACUGACUAUAUUCAGGAGCUGAAUUGGUUUCUGGCACCAGUCAAAUUUGUGAUGAAAUGUUUAAAAGUGUUUGUUGCAAACUGUGCAAUGAUUGCAUUACACACUAAGAAAUAAAUGUCUGUAGGAUAAAUUCUUGUAUGAUUUCCGAAAAUAUAUGUUUACAAAAAAGUUAAUUUGUAAAUUGUGACUCAUCACUGUUGUAAAUACAAGAACAUACUUGUUCUAUCUGCCAUUGUAAGUUUUGAUUAAAGAACUAUUUUUUGAAUAAAAAGGCAUUUUUGAAACAUUUUUCAUGUUGCAAAUAACAGUUCAAUUCUCAAAAGCUAAGAAUCAUUUAAUAUUGUAUUUGAGAUUUCAUUUACAUUUUUUGAGAAUAAUUGUUUGACUUAUUAAACUGUAACUUAAACAACUUUGUUUUAUGUAUUGUUUCAGUUUUUGAAUGAAUUGUUGUACAGCUUCUUAACAUGAUCUAAAAUUAUUGUCAUUUACAUUAAAAUAAAAAUGUAAUUUAUUUUAUUCAGUCAGAACCUUAGGUACAUUAUUGUUCCACUGCAUUGGAUGCUUUUGUCUUCUAGCUUAUUCAUGUUUUGAAUAAAUAUUAGAUAGGAUAUUUUUAAACUUAUAGAAUACUCAACUGCAUUUAUUAUCAGUGAUGUCUCAUUUUUUUUCCUCCUUGAAUUUGUGAACUGAAAUUUAUGUGAAUGUGUGCUUAUGAGGAUUGACUUGUAUCAUUGUCAAUGUAAUUGUAAAUCAUUACUGCUUGUAUAUAGCUAUUAUUCGGCUACAGGUCUUAUUGUAAAAUAAAAAGGGCCUACUUAUAUGUAUAUAUAUUUCUCUGUGAAAUAAAAAUAACUUGUUUUA
Messenger RNA from Argiope bruennichi, 2923 nucleotides. It is a transcript of the gene hyx, whose product is annotated as parafibromin-like. Lineage: Eukaryota; Metazoa; Arthropoda; Arachnida; Araneae; Araneidae. Bases 160 to 1707 code for a protein of 515 amino acids. The transcript has 15 exons. The record is from RefSeq and is a predicted model, not a curated record. Gene Ontology annotation, biological process: transcription elongation by RNA polymerase II; positive regulation of transcription elongation by RNA polymerase II. Gene Ontology annotation, cellular component: Cdc73/Paf1 complex. Gene Ontology annotation, molecular function: RNA polymerase II complex binding.